Scophthalmus maximus (turbot) is the source of this 4834-nucleotide messenger RNA. Its product is annotated as MLX interacting protein. Gene Ontology annotation, molecular function: DNA-binding transcription factor activity, RNA polymerase II-specific; RNA polymerase II cis-regulatory region sequence-specific DNA binding; protein dimerization activity. Gene Ontology annotation, cellular component: nucleus. The transcript has 17 exons. The record is from RefSeq and is a predicted model, not a curated record. Bases 292 to 2844 code for a protein of 850 amino acids. Lineage: Eukaryota; Metazoa; Chordata; Actinopteri; Pleuronectiformes; Scophthalmidae. Gene Ontology annotation, biological process: regulation of transcription by RNA polymerase II.
CCGAACCGUGGACUGAGACAGUCAGCUGAUCCCUGCGACUCGCAGUUACGUCAACUACUUGUUAGGACGAUAACAAGUUAACUCGGGUCACCAAAUACCAACUGCGGGGUUUAAAAAAUGAGCGGACUGGACUGGGACUCUGCGGCACGGCAGCACGUUGACGGACUCUAAUUAACAGCCGGCCGCGCCGCAGUCGAACCCCAUGAGACGGGGGAGUUGUAUUGUCCUAGCUUGCUGGCUAACGUUAGCUAUUUGUCUGGCGAGUGAGUCACCGACACCGCUGCUAGAGCGAUGUCCCUGCGGCAGAAAUACCGGCGCCCGCCGGCGAGCGUGAAGCAGGAGCAGGACGACGACUCGGACGCGGAGGAGCCUCACCCGGGGCCGAGGAGGGCGGAAGGACCGGAGUCCCAGAUCAUCCACAGCGGACACUUCAUGGUGUCGUCGCCCCACAGCGAGCACCCGCCGAAGAAGGGCUACGACUUCGACACCGUCAACAAACAGACCUGUCAGACGUAUCGCUUCGGCAAGGCGAGCACGUCGCACUUCUCCAUCGACGCGUCGCUGACCAAGCUCUUCGAGUGCAUGACCCUCGCGUACAGCGGCAAGUUGGUGUCUCCCAAAUGGAAAAACUUCAAAGGUCUAAAGCUGCUGUGGAGAGACAAGAUCCGCCUAAACAAUGCCAUAUGGAGAGCCUGGUAUAUGCAGUAUGUGGAGAAAAGGGAGAAUCCUGUUUGUCACUUUGUGACUCCCCUCGAUGGAAGUAUGGACUUGGAUGUCCAUCGUCCGGGCAUUGCCACAGAGGGAAAAUGCUGGAAAAGAAGAAUUGAAAUCGUGAUAAGAGAAUAUCACAAAUGGAGAACAUACUUCAAGAAAAGGUUGCAGAAGCACAAGGAUGAUGACCUCUCAAGCUUGCUCAAGGGACCAGAGGAGCAGUUAUUGCUGUUUGGGGAAGUCUCUCCAGACAUGCUCCGUGUCUCCUUUUAUCAGGAUGAAGAGACUGCUGCACGCCGCGUGACUCGUAGGCUCAAUGAAACACCAGCACCCAUGGAGAUGGACACCCUCUUCGACAUGGAUGUUCUAAUGUCUGAGUUCUCAGACACGUUGUUCUCUACGUUGGCCUCGCACCAGCCUAUAGCCUGGCCCAAUCCAAGGGAGAUUGCUCAUGCAGGGAACGCAGACAUGAUCCAACCAGGACUAAUCCCCUUACAACCCAACCUAGACUUCAUGGACUCAUUUGAUCCACUGCAAGACUUAUUUCACAGCCUCCGUCAGCCCGCCUUCCCCUCUGUUUCCCCCACUGCAUCAUCUAUUUCCCCUCUAUCCAGCAGCAGUUCUCAGUCACAGGCCCAGUUAAUGUCCUCCAUGCAGCUCGCAACCAACCACAUCUCCCCUCCCGGCCCCCUGCCCAUCCCCUCUCCCAUGGGCAGUCAAACCAGUCCAACAGGUGGUCGUGGCGAUGUUCAAAACUACAUGCCUCUGUUUCAUGGGCAGGUGGCACCCAGUGAUCAAGCAGUGGUUUCUUCUGUCUCUCAGCAAUUAUCACAUGAUCCUCUGUCACAGUGCCUCCAAGGGCAGGACCUGGGUUCAGCAGCGCCCAUGGUUCCCUCACCCUUGAACAACACCUCUGUGCUGGAUGAGACCAUAGCACCAUCUGUGAUUACACACACAGCCUCCUCUAGUGUCACACCCAGCGACACAGCCGCCACCAUCAGCCACUGCUCAGAGUUUGGCUCCUUAUCCACACAAUCUCCACCUCCUCCGUCUCAACUCCAAACGCUGGCUCCAUUGCCUGCUGCUCCUGUGCAGCACCCUCAGACCUUUGCCCUGCCUCGCCCCUUCCAGUCAUCCAGUGCCAACAAAAUCCGCCCCGUGCAAAGGAUUGCUCCUGCCAACACCCUCCCCCCUUCCCACCUCGUCUUCACAGCCCCUUUCCCAGGUCAUACCAACGCUGUAAUCGUUACACCAACGCCUCUGAAGGCAGAUGCGGUCCCUAAUACUGGAGUUGUCAUCUCUUCGUCACAUCUAGCAGGGGCUCCUGGGUUUCACGUUGUGUCUCAGGCGCAGAAGCCAAACGUCUCCAGACAAAAGUCUUGUUCUUCCAGCCGUAAAAAUCAGAAAGCUUCCUCUAGUGUCGGUCACAGUCAGCCAGGACCAGGUCAAGGGACAACAUGUGUGUUGGAUCAAAUCCCUAGUCCUCAGUCACUUAUCAGCAGCAGCACAGCACUGGUAAAGAAUGAACAAAAUCAGAGCCGGAGGACAACACACAUAUCUGCUGAGCAAAAGAGACGAUCAAACAUUAACAUUGGCUUCAAAACACUCUGCAGUCUGGUUCCCACUCUAAAGUCCCAGUCAAAUAUCACUAAUGCAGUCACAUUGCAAAAGACAGUGGAUCACAUUGGGAAGCUCCAGCAGGAGAGGCAGCAGAUGCAGGAAGAGGUUAGGAGGCUACGAGAGGAGAUAGAUGAGCUCAACACCUCCAUUAACUUUUGUCAGGAACAGCUGCCUGCGACAGGGGUGCCCGUCAGGCGGCAUCAACUGAGCCACAUGCAAGAGAAGUUCAAUGAAUACGUAAAGUGCCGCACUCUUCAGAACUGGAAGUUCUGGAUCUUCAGCAUCAUAAUCAAGCCUCUCUUUGAGUCGUUCAAUGGGAUGGUGUCGACCACAAGCAGAGCAGAGCUGUGUCAGACCACACUGCAGUGGCUUGAUCGUCACUGUUCUCUUCCAGUGCUCAGACCAAUGGUGCUGAGCACCCUUCGCCAGCUGAGCACAACAACGUCCAUCCUCAGUGAUCCAUCCCUUUUGCCUGAAGAAGCCAUGCAGGCCGUUACACUCACCGACCUGUAGCCUUCUCUCAGAGGAGGUGAGGUGACCUCAAUCCCCCCGAACCUUUUUAACAACCGUCACUACCAGUGGCACAUCACUACUCUACCUUGAAGCCAUUCAGCACCUUUGCCACGUCUUCCGCGGAAACCAAACGCAGGCACGGUCUGGCUUACUUUUCCUCGGCAUGUGCUGCGGGUAUACAUUUGCUCUGUUGCACAUUGAUUCUUGGGAACGAUGCACAUAGGGAGUCGUGCUUCUGACAUUACAUUUAUAACAACUGUGCAAAAAUGGCUUUUAUCAUGUUAUAUUUGAAUGACAGCGACUACUUCUACCUUCAGCUACUUUGGGUGAAGAUCUUCUAAAUACUUCAUUGGAAGAUGGUACUUGUGGUUUGCCUUUUGAACAAAAGUAUAUUUAAAAAAUUGUAAUUACUUUAACAAUGUGCAGAACACAACAUUGUAUUAAAAAGGGAAAUAUUGAGUGAUUGUUCAUGUUGUGUUCUCUGUCAGAUGUAUAGUUACGUGGAAAUUAUGUUUUUUUUUCACAAGGGGAGGAGAUGUACAUGGGUUUUUUGGACAUAUGGUAUAAUAGUUUUGUUUUUGUUGUUUUUUGUUCUGAUUGGGAGGCUCUGAAUCCUUUCAUAAAAAAGACUUUACAUCAGAAUGUAGGGGUUCACCUAGAGUCAAUCACUCGUGGGCCUCUCUAUACCUAAUCAAUACCAGAGAGAUGAGAGCAACGUCAUCUUUUCCAUCCCUCAUUUACUCAGGUGAAUGUUGUUUUGCCAGUCAACAGUACUGGAUGUCUGGUGGUUUUUCCGCCCAUGCUGAACUUCUUUCUCUAUGUUUUGCUUGCUCUGCCCAUUUCUAGUGAGUUUAACUGCAAAUUACACACGACCGCAGGCACUUUGAGUACAUGGGUUUCUAUUGGGUAGGUCGCAGCAUAAUGGAGCAAUAUUACUUAUGGCCCUCAUAGGGAGCAUAACUGAAAUGGCAGUACGAACUAUAAAUAUUCUCUCACAUGUACAGUGUUACCAGAUCUUAUCUGAAUGCACGGUAGCUGUCUCCUCUGUUUUCUGUUGGUCACUCAGGGCUGCGCUGGCGAGCGUAAUUAUGUUCCAUUCAGCGAUUCAACAAAUCAUGCCAGGAUCUUUCUCGGCAGGAAGACACAUUUUUCUGUAAGGGUGGAGGUCACGUCAUGUGGUGUGUGUGUUUUUUGUUGUUGUUUAUAAUUACGCUAAUUUCUACACACACACACACACACACACACACAUACACACAAGAAAAGCCAUAUGAAAGCAUAGUUUGUCCUAAUGACUUCUCUCUUCACGGCUUGAGAAUUAGACGCAGUGCAAAUGUAGUCGACAUGUGCGACACACAGCAGAUCAGCCUUAAGGUCAAAGUGCCUUUACCUGUGAUCACCUCAGCUCUUCUCAGACACUCGCCUCUUUCCUGAUUUCUUUUUUACUUUCCACUGAACGACUUGGUUUACUCUCGAGCUUAACAUUACCACAAGGCUCCACUUUUAUUGGAUCAAUGUGCAGCUGUCUUGUGUGCAGUGUUUUAUUGUGGAUACCAAGUGUCUUAUAAUGGGACAUUUUCCUUUUCGGUCACAUAAAAAAAAUCAUGUAGCUGUCGUUUUACAGGCUUUUCGGUUUACAGUCAGACGGAGGCAACAGUCAUCAGAAUUCAACACUUUUACAGUCCACAAUGGUGCAGCCUAUUUUCAGUGUUGCAAACCAAACGUUAAGAGGUCACAUUUACCCAAAAUUAUUUAUUACCACUGUAAGAAAUUAAGAUGCACCUCUGAAUGCAGCUAUGCUUGUCAUGUUUGAAAAGGAAAAAUAUUUGUUUGACUUUUUUUUCUGCAUUGUUUAUUUUUUCCUCCUCAAACUAAGUGAACUCAUUGUGUAAUUUAUGACAUGAUAUAAAGCCCCAAUGUUUUACUGCAGCCUGGCAUUUGUGUUGUGAUAUUUUUAUUUUUGUUUUGUUUUAGUUUUUUAUCAUUCGAUGAU